Pipra filicauda (Wire-tailed manakin) is the source of this 1770-nucleotide messenger RNA. RefSeq names its product glutamine amidotransferase like class 1 domain containing 3A (gene GATD3). The record is from RefSeq and is a predicted model, not a curated record. Gene Ontology annotation, cellular component: mitochondrion. Bases 140 to 922 code for a protein of 260 amino acids. NCBI's taxonomy places the organism in Eukaryota, Metazoa, Chordata, Aves, Passeriformes, Pipridae. The transcript has 7 exons.
CCUCCGCGCCUCCAGGGGGCGCCGCCAAGGGCGCGGCGGCCUCGGAGCGCGGCCCUUCCGCGCCCGCCUUCUCCUGACCUGCUCCCCGUUCCUGCUCCCGGCUCCCGGUUCCUCCGCUCCCUUCUCCCACCGCCUGGCCAUGCUGAGCUCCCGCGGCCCGGCCCUGUGCACCGCUCUGCGGCGGGCGGCGGGACCCGCCGGCCUCGCCUCCUUCCACUGCUCCGCCCGGCGCCGCCGCUCCGCCCGCGUCGCUGUGGUCCUGUCUGGUUGUGGCGUCUACGAUGGCACAGAAAUCCACGAGGCUUCGGCUGUGCUGGUGCACCUUAGUCGUGGGGGAGCUGAGGUUCACAUGUAUGCUCCCGAUGUUCCUCAGAUGCAUGUCAUCGACCACAGUAAGGGGCAACCAGCUGAAGCUGAGUCAAGGAAUGUUUUAGUGGAGUCUGCAAGAAUAGCUCGUGGUAAAAUUGCAAGCCUGGCUAAGCUGACCACAGCAGACCAUGAUGCUGUGAUAUUCCCUGGUGGAUUUGGAGCUGCCAAAAACUUAUCAACCUUUGCUGUUGAUGGGAAAGAUUGCAAGGUGAACAGAGAAGUUGAACGAGUCUUGAAGGACUUCCACAAAGCAGGCAAACCUAUUGGCCUGUGCUGCAUUUCCCCAGUGUUGGCAGCAAAGGUUCUCUCUGGUGCUGAAGUAACUGUGGGCCACGAAGAAGAGGAAGGUGGCAAGUGGCCUUAUGCUGGGACUGCAGGAGCCAUCAAAGAGCUGGGAGCAAAGCACUGUGUGAAAGAAGUAACUGAAGCUCACGUGGAUACAAAAAACAAGGUGGUGACUACCCCAGCAUUUAUGUGUGAAACAGAAUUACACAAUAUCUUCGAUGGCAUUGGGGCAAUGGUAAAAAAUGUGCUAAAACUAACUGGCAAAUAAAAAAAAGAAAAAACAACAACACCAGAAAUGUUUAAAUUUAGGGCAUAGUAUCAAAUAUAUCAUGGACCAAUGGAAACGUUUUCACCUGCUUGACCUGUUCACACUCUAGUGAAUGCUGAUACCAAGCUGAUUGAUUCCCAGCUGCAGGAAUUUCCAUGCCUUUCUGAGGGAGGGGCCUUACAGAGGACAAGGAGCCUGGCCUGAGACACAGAGCAUUUUUUUGGACCUUUUGCAGCUGGAGAGAGCCGUGUGGGUGUGUUCUGGAACAAGUCCUCUCGAUGCACCAGUGUCAAGCCAGUUCUAAUAGGGCAAAAAGAGACUUGGAGGCCCUUUCAGAAGCUGAGGGCAGAUAUUUUGUAGGGAUUUGGCACGUGUAGUGGCAGGACAUGUGGUGAUUGAAGAAUGGGAAUAGAGAGGAAUGAGUGCAUGGUUCAAGGUUUAUCUGCUCAGGCCUGUGUCUGUGAACUACAAGCCAGGAUCAGCUGUUGAGGGAGUAGACAUCUUCCACGUCUUAAUUUGGCUUGGUAUUAAUUAAAAAGCUAUUCUGAAUAUCAGUCAGCAACAGGACACAACUGCCACAAGAGUAGCACUUUGAAAAAUUCAUCCAUUGGCCCAUUAUAGUUUUAAAAGGUCUUGAAAUGAAGGAGAAAAUAUCUGCUGAUGUGACGCACAACUUUUAAGGACAGCAUCCGUGUUAAAGCAGUUGUAUGACUAGUAGUGAAUGGAAAAAGCAGCCUCAAAUUAUCCUAACCUCCCCUGCUUUAGGGUAAUAAAGCUUUCUCCAAAGAAAUACUAUUGAAUGUCUGGAAUAAUGAUGUAUAAAUAAAUUAAUUUCUGCCUUUAUGUCA